Molecule: messenger RNA, 2096 nt
Organism: Phalaenopsis equestris
Lineage: Eukaryota; Viridiplantae; Streptophyta; Magnoliopsida; Asparagales; Orchidaceae
Product: transmembrane protein 184B-like
Exons: 7
Coding region: 560-1816 (418 amino acids)
Biological process (GO): transport
Molecular function (GO): transporter activity
Source: RefSeq, a predicted model, not a curated record
GGUCCCAUUUGCGGUCGUCUCAACGCUUCGUCGGGCUUCUGGUUGCUUCGUCGAGUUCCCUUUCCCAUUCUCUCAACCCACCCGUUCCGGGAGGGUGCAACUCUCCUUUCUCUCUCUACGAAAACUAGUCGGAGCCACCGCCGCCCCUCUCUCUCUCUAUCACUUUGCCGGUUUAUUUCUCUGUUUAGACGGAAAGAGAAGCCUGAGAAGGGGUCAGCCCUCUUUCGCCAUUUCCGGCCUUCUUUGUUCGUCGGCUCAUACCGCCUUUUGUCGCGUGUUCUUCUCGCAAUCAUUGGCGGGAUGACCCCAAUAAAUGUUUUAUCUUUCUCCUUAGCGGCCGAGCGAUCUCAGUUUUUUGUGUUCGGGACCAAACCGUGGUGAAUCGGAGGGGUUUGCGGUGGUCUGUGGCUAGGUUUUUUCUUCCUACGCUCUCCAAAAUUUGAAUUUUUUUUUUUGAUAGUCGAUUGGGCUGAGGUAUAUCGCGAGAAGGCUUCAGGAACAUGCUAGCGGCUUCGCUCAAGUGAGAUUGGCGAAUUUGAUACUCUGGAAGUUUGAAUCAAUGGCUUUUAUAUACUAUGUAAUAGUUGCUUUUCCAUGCACUCUUGGUGCGAUUGCAUUGGCUUUGAUUCAUAUUUAUCGGCACCUGUUGAACUAUACGGAGCCCACUUUCCAGCGAUAUAUAGUUCGCAUAAUCUUCAUGGUCCCGGUAUUUGCCCUGAUGUCUUUCCUAUCACUUAUCUUUAACGAGAGAUCAAUAUAUUUUGAUUCAAUUCGUGAAGUCUAUGAAGCUUGGGUCAUCUACAACUUCCUUUCGCUCUGCUUGGCCUGGGUGGGCGGUGCAGGUGCUGUAGUUGUAAGUUUAAGUGGCCGAAUGCUGAAGCCAUCAUGGGGGCUCAUGACUUGCUGCUUUCCUGCCAUUUCUCUCGAUGGGCGCUUUAUUAGGAGGUGCAAGCAAGGUGCAUUGCAAUUUGUGAUACUUAAGCCAAUUCUAGUUGCAAUCACCUUCAUAUUAUACUCGAAAGGGAAAUAUGAAGAUGGGAAUUUCAGUGUUAACGAGGGCUAUCUCUAUAUUACAAUCACAUACACAAUUUCAUAUUCUGUAGCGCUGUAUGCACUUGCAUUGUUCUAUGUGGCUUGUAGAGAUCUGCUCCGGCCUUACAAUCCAGUUCCGAAGUUUAUCUUAAUCAAAUCUGUCGUCUUUCUCACUUACUGGCAGGGUGUUUUGGUCUUCCUUGCUGCAAAGUCUGGACUCAUAAGUAAUGCCAAUGAAGCUGCAGAUCUCCAAAAUUUUGUUUUGUGCGUGGAGAUGCUUGUCGCUGCUGUCGGCCACUUCUAUGCUUUUCCCUAUAAGGAGUAUGCAGGUGCCAAUAUCGGUGGUUCCAGUGGUCUGAUUGGCAGUUUUUCUCAUGCUCUAAAAUUUACUGAUUUCUACCAUGAUACGGUUCACCAGUUUGCCCCAACAUACCAUGAUUAUGUGCUUUACAAUAACACUGAGACAGAUGAUGGAGCCAGAAAAUAUCGAUCGAGAACCUUUGUGCCAACCGGGCAGGAGAUGGAUGCAGUGAGAAAAAAUCGGCAAAUGUAUGGCGGCAGGCUUGAUGAUAUCCAACUUUCUAGUGUCUCCACAUCAGGUUCCAACAGUCCGGCCGUUUCAAAUGCUUUGCCAGACCUGGUUGACUUGGAACUCAUUAAAUCAUCCUUGCUCAAGGAGUCAUCUGCUUCCGCUGCAAAACCAUAUGAUUUAUCAAUUCUACUAGACACUGAACUUUCUACCUACCCUUCUAAGGUUCCCCCUGUUGGGGAUCCAAUCAGAUGACAACUUUGAUUAAAGUACUCUAUACUUGAUGAUGCAGAACUUCAUUUACGAGGUUCUAAAGUUGGUGAUGAUUAUUUUGGUCUGGUUUACCAAAUUGCUGAACCACCGAUAUCAACAGAUGCAGAUGUUUGACAGUUUAUGACAACUUCAACAAUCAACUUGAUAGUAAAUAAAGAACAUUUGUUUCCUUUGUGAUUUGUAGGACAACUGGGCAGUGUUGGUGACUGCUGGUUGUGUAUAUGGAAAUAUCUAGGCAGUUUCUUUGGUUUUUUUGGGUCCC